AUCCUAUACUGCAGCCAUUACACAUCUAAAGUAGUUCAUGUUUGGCAGUGAAUAAGCGUUUUUGUUACUUAAAAAAAAAAGUGACAGGAGGUGCUGACUUCCUCAAUUGUCCUGACAGGAACAUUUGGUGGUACCUUUAUAACCACUGCGAUUUCUGAAAUGGGUACUGAAUUGGUUACAAUACCGGAAAUGACGGUCUCUCGGAAUGAAAUGGUUAAGGUAUAGUUUUUUUUUUUUUCUUUUACGUCGUCACAAAAUGGCUGAAUAAAAAAAUCGACCAAAUCAUUUAUCAGGUAUAAAAGGCUAAUUACAUUAUCUCAUUAUCAUGCAACCUCGUCAUCACUGCAAGCAUCUACUGGAUCAACUGAACAAACAGAGGCAGGAGGGGUUCCUGUGUGACUGCACCGUUGUGAUUGGCCAGUCUCUCUUCAGGGCACACAUGAAUGUACUGGCAGCAUUUAGUGAGUACUUUGGAUGUCAGAGUGGGAACCCAGAUGUGAAAAGUGUCACGUUUCUGGAUCCAACUCUGGUGAACGCCAGUGGGUUUCAGAAACUGUUGGAUUACAUGUACACUGGAAAUAUUAACAUUGAUGGUGAGGAUGCUAUUGAAAUCCACAAAGCAGCCACCUACCUCAAAAUAGAGGCAGUGGCAGCAAGAUGUAAACUAAAUGUUGAGUCUGGGAUAGCAGAUGUCAAACUGCUGUCUAAAGAAAUCCUGAGUGCUGUCGUGGAGCCGGAGAAGCAGGAUGUUGGCCUUUCCGAACCCAGUGACCUGAGGGAGUUAGCAGUUGUAUUUUUAAGUCAGGACCAAUCCCCUGCACAGCCUGAGAACCCAGAGUGUCUACAGGUGGAAGAUAAAGGAGCAAAAAAAGCUAGAAAACCCAGAAACAGACAUGGGACUAAAGUUCAGCAGAGGAGGAACUGCCAACCAAAAGAGAAGCAGACGCAAAAAAACAGUUCCUCCUUGUUGGCUGAAGCUUUCAGUGAUGCAAGCAACAAGACAACAGAACUCGCUGUUCAAAUUAUGCAGGGAGACGAGGAGCCAGAUUCUUUAUUAGGGAUGGACAGUGAAAGUCUUCCGGACCAAAAUGCAGUGAUUAAAAAAUUGGUGGUAAAGAAAGGAAAGUCCCGGAAGCUUUGUACUUUGAAGGAGAACUGUGCCUCGGAUCCGCUGAGCGAAGAUAAUGUUGACAGCUUGGAAAGCAGCGAGGCAGAAGGACUGUCUGAGAAGCAGCUGAAGAUGAAGCCGGUGUGUAACACCUGUGGGAAGGUGUUCUCUGAAGCCAGCAGCUUGCGGAGGCACAUGCGAAUACACAAAGGUGUAAAGCCCUACACCUGCCACCUGUGUGAUAAAGCAUUUACACAGUGCAACCAGCUGAAAACACAUGUCCGCACUCACACAGGGGAGAAGCCAUACCAGUGUGAUACGUGUGAUAAAGGCUUCGCUCAGAAAUGUCAGCUGGUUUUCCACAGUCGUAUGCAUCACGGGGAAGAGAAACCGUACAAAUGUGACAUCUGUGGCCUGCAAUUCGCCACGUCCAGUAACCUGAAAAUACAUUCCAGGAAGCACAGUGGAGAGAAGCCAUAUGUUUGUGAGCGGUGUGGGCAGCGCUUUGCUCAGGCCAGCACUCUCACAUACCACGUCCGCCGCCACACAGGAGAAAAGCCCUACAUCUGCGAUACGUGUGGUAAAGCGUUCGCCGUCUCCAGCUCUCUCAUCACACAUGCUCGAAAGCACACAGGAGAGAAGCCAUAUGCGUGUCGCACUUGUGGAAAACGUUUUAUUUCUUCAGGAGAGCUUAACAAGCACUGCAGGUCCCACACAGGUGAAAAGCCUUUUGUCUGUGAAUUGUGUGGAAACUCCUACACAGAUGUGAAGAAUCUAAAAAAGCAUAAAGCAAAGGCACAUGGUGUGGAAAGAAACCUGGACCCUAGUAUAAGCUCUGGAGCCUUAGCGGACACAGACACGUUAGAGAAAGUGUCUCUGCAGGACACAACCCAGCUAAAGCCUGCUGACAUCCCACUGUCCCUCACCCUGCCCAUGACCACAGAAGACCAGCAGAUGCUUCUGUCAGCAACUGACAACUCCUCCAUUUCCUCAGAGCAGUUGCUAAGGUCAGCAGUGACAGGCUAUUCUGAACCCCAGUUCAUCUUCUUACAGCAGCUCUAUUAACAGACACGUACAAGCAGAAACGAUCCACUCAGAAGUUAAUACAGUGUUAACAAGCACAGUAAUAGUUAUGUUAUGCAGACCAUUUGAAUUUACUGUUCCAGAAACAAGUCUGCAAGUAGUGGAAGAAUACCAUACACACCUUAAAAUAAAUUAGGGUUUAAGAAUAAAGUCGAUGGUUAAAGUAGAAUCGUGGAUUUCUCUUGAAAACCAGUCGCAUUGAUUAAAGUCUAUUGAGUUGAUUGGAGAAGUAGAUCAUGCAUUUAAAAUGUUAUCUGCUUAACAGUGUGAAGAAUAUUUUGGCUUAUACUGUAUAGUAUUCUGUGUACAUUCCAUAUGUUCAGGUAUGUGCACAGAGAUGAUGCUCUUUUGAUUUAUUUAUGUUAUUGUGGACUUCAGUACUAUGUGUUUAUUAUGCAGGUUUUAUUAUCAGAAGCUGAUCAUGUCAUUCCUACUGCAUAGAAGUCAAGUGAAGAUAAAAGUCGCUGGAGUCUUGACAUUUUUGUUAACUUUGUCAAAAGACACAUUUUCAGUGCAAGAAAAAAAGUUCUUAUGAAAUAAUUAAUAAAUUAAUUUGUCUGUGUUUCUUCUGUGUGCUACUGUUUUGAUGCACAGUUUUGAAGAAUCGGUUAACAUACUACCAGUUGUAAACCAUUAAAACAUUAAAAUGA
Molecule: messenger RNA, 2841 nt
Organism: Acipenser ruthenus (sterlet)
Lineage: Eukaryota; Metazoa; Chordata; Actinopteri; Acipenseriformes; Acipenseridae
Product: myoneurin-like
Exons: 8
Coding region: 326-2173 (615 amino acids)
Biological process (GO): regulation of transcription by RNA polymerase II
Molecular function (GO): RNA polymerase II cis-regulatory region sequence-specific DNA binding; DNA-binding transcription factor activity; protein binding
Source: RefSeq, a predicted model, not a curated record